AUGUCUCUCCCAAAAUCAACUUUAUCGCCUCCGCUUUCGUCCCCCUCCUCCAAGAAUUCUCUUCGACGACCCCCCUCUCGGCCGCAUAGCAUCGACCAAGUCGUACACACAAAUGAUACUCCAGACGAACACCCAAGCCAGCCCGUCGACCCGCCUCCAGAAGGACAGGAUGAACCAACACACCACGAACCGCCAUCUCCAGCUCGAAUUAUAUCCCAGCCAUUCUUCACCUUGAUCGAGGAUACCCACAUUUCGGAAUACUACCACCCAACAGUCCACUACAUCUUCUCCGACGAUGACACAGACAUUGUGACAGAAGCUGUGUUACGCUCCCUCGAGUCAGAGCAAAACAGCCCCUCAAACUCAAAGUUGAAGGGCAAGUCAAAAGCGCCACACCAAAGUCUUGGAGACCCAGAAGCAGAAGGAGCGUACGAGGAUGGAAGUCCGAGUAGGAACCAACCUCAGCUUCCGGACCCGAUCCCCGGCGUUCGAGACAAUUAUAUUAUUCUAGAUAUUGAUCGCACCCCCGACGCUCAUGGGGAUCUCUGCCCUGCCGGGACGUCACAGGAGGGGCGAGGCCAAGAGCAGACGGCCGCGUCCUCGCCACCGGACAACAAUAACCCCUCACUUAACCAGCAAGACCAACCACUUUCCUCUAGCAACCUCAGAAUAAGCUCUGCGCACAGCCUAUCACCCUCCUGGCAGGUAUUGGAUUCACAACUCCUUCCAGCCCCGACAUUUGAGAAUAAUGCAUCUGGUGAGAAACCGGCAAACGGUGGACUUAUGCUCCAGAUUCAAGGCACCCCGGGCUUGCCAGUUGGUGCGCUUGGUAGGGAUAAAGAACGGGGACAUCAACGGCUAGAGGAUAUGAUGGAUCAAUUCGCGAGGAGAUUGGAUGAGCUGAAGCUGGUGAUUGAGAAUGGAGAGCGGGGUAUGCGCGCUGGAGCUUUUCAGGGUGCAAGCCCGCUCGAAGGACUUGAAACUCAAACUACCCAAGAUAUCACCUCCAGAGCAGGGGCUGAUGAACUCCAUGGAGAAGAACAUGUGCCUGAAGAUUAG
Aspergillus puulaauensis is the source of this 1059-nucleotide messenger RNA. RefSeq lists its product as uncharacterized. The coding region runs from base 1 to 1059 and encodes 352 amino acids. The transcript has a single exon. Lineage: Eukaryota; Fungi; Ascomycota; Eurotiomycetes; Eurotiales; Aspergillaceae. The record is from RefSeq and is a predicted model, not a curated record.